Ichthyophthirius multifiliis is the source of this 728-nucleotide messenger RNA. RefSeq lists its product as hypothetical. Lineage: Eukaryota; Ciliophora; Oligohymenophorea; Hymenostomatida. The transcript is spliced from 2 exons. The record is from RefSeq and is a predicted model, not a curated record.
AUAUGAAGAUGAAUAAAAUUAUGAUCCAAAUUAUGAAGAAGGUGAAGAAGAAUAUAUAUAUGAUAAUUAAGAAAUGGGUUAAUUUGCAGAUGAGGAAGAAUAUAUGGAAUAUUUAAGGAUGUAAUAAUAAAAUUAAUAAUAAUAAAUUAUGAUUAUCGAAGAUAAUGAUUUUGAUCCUAAUUAUGAGCCAAAUGAAUAAGAAAUCGAAGAAUAUGCGAAAUAUUUAGGAAUGGAUGCCGUUGAAGAUCGAGAAUUUUUUUAUAUUGCAAAAGAAGGACUUAAAUAACCAUUACCGGAACCUUGGAAACAUGCAUAAAUAGGAGGACAUGAUGAAAUAUAUUUUUUUAAUAUGGAAACUGAAGAAUUUUAGGAUGAACAUCCAUUAGAUGAAAUUUAUAGGAAAAAAUUUAUUGAAUGUAAAAGGGAAAAAAUAAAUAAAAGCUAAAUUAAGUCGAAAAAAAGAUCGAAAUUGUAAAAUUUAAUUUAGGAAUAUGGAAAUGAUGAUAGUAAUGUUGAUAAUAAUAAUAAAUAAAAAGUUUAAAAAUAAGAUUUUGAUGAUAUUGAAGAAGUUUAACUAGAUGAUAUGGUUAUGGACAAAAAUAAUAAAAAUAGUUUGAAAAAUAAGGAUAGCAAUGGGAAAUUAUAAACUUUAAAUUAAGAAGAAGAAAGCUAAAAUAGUUAUAAGGAAAAAUAAAAUAAAAUUUAAAAUUAAAUAAAUAAAGAGGAAA